Messenger RNA from Rotaria sp. Silwood2, 807 nucleotides. The record is from the annotation of a GenBank genome assembly. NCBI's taxonomy places the organism in Eukaryota, Metazoa, Rotifera, Eurotatoria, Philodinida, Philodinidae.
AUGAAUUCAUCACAAUCGAUGUUAUGGAAAUGGAGAAAUUUUACUGAUGCACUGGGUGAUGACAUCACUGGUAUUGCUGUAUCGAAUAAUUAUAAAAGUCUGAUUGUCGCUUUUAUGAAUAGAAGUGGUGUCGUAUCGUCAAAUGGUCGUUCUUUCUUUGUAUUGGCUACAGGCCUUAGCUAUUGUCACUAUGCUAUUCUAUUACCUUCUGGAUAUUUCAUGUUAUAUACAGAUGCAGGAGAACAUAUCUAUAAAAUUAAUCUUAUCACAAAGGAACAAACAGUAUUACUGAGUAAUGUUGGCGGGUCAGCUGGUACCCGUGGCUUAGCAUACGAUUCGACAAAUCAUUGGCUUUAUUUCUCGGGUGCACAACUAAUGCGCAGUCGUCCAGAUGGCACCGAGUUACAAAAUAUAACUCGACAUCUAAAUUUAAGUUACGAUAAUCCAGGUUUCCAAAUCAUACUAGAUGAUUAUGUCGAUCCUAGAAACCCUCGAAUCUAUUUGGCAUUCAAUGGUGGUCUUUAUAUGACAAAUACUGAUGGCAGUAAAGAGCAAUUGAUAUUUUCAUCUCCAGUAGAGGCUAAUUACACUGGACCAUAUGGUGUUACUAUUGGCAUAGAUUCCAAUGAUGACAAACGAUAUAUCUACUGGAGUCGAGGUCGUCGAUCAAAAGAGGCUAUUUUGGAGCGUUCAGUGCUUAGUGAUGAUGGAUGCUUAACAACAAUCGAAACUAUAUGGAAUCAGAGUUCAACGAUAGAAGCAUCAUGGUUCUAUGCUUUAGCCUUGGUACCGUGGAAAUUUCCAUAA